UCCUCCGUCCUACCUGUUCCUCGGUCCAGCGGUGUCCUGCUUCCAUCGGCUGUCUUCUCUCCCCGGUGCUGGCAUCUUCAGUUGCCCACUGCAUAUGCGGUUCCGCAGGCGGUUCACAGUUCCGUGUCCGCAGUCUCCGGUCAUCCCCGUUCUGCAUCCGCAGUCUCCGGUACCGUGUCCGCAGCAGGUCAUCUCCGUACCGUGUCCGCAUCUCCCGUACCGUGUCCGCAGUCUCCGGUCAUCUCCCGUACCGUGUCCGCAGUCUCCGGUCAUCUCCCGUACCGUGUCCGCAGUCUCCGGUCAUCUCCCGUACCGUGUCCGCAGUCUCCGGUCAUCUCCCGUACCGUGUCCGCAGUCUCCGGUCAUCUCCCGUACCGUGUCCGCAGUCUCCGGUCAUCUCCCGUACCGUGUCCGCAGUCUCCGGUCAUCUCCCGUACCGUGUCCGCAGUCUCCGGUCAUCACCCGUACCAUGUCCGCAGUCUCCGAUCAUCUCCCAUACCAUGUCCGCAGUCUCCGAUCAUCUCCUGUACUGUGUCCGCAGUCUCCGGUCAUCUCCCGUACUGUGUCCGCAGUCUCUGGUCAUCUCCC
Staurois parvus is the source of this 588-nucleotide messenger RNA. NCBI's taxonomy places the organism in Eukaryota, Metazoa, Chordata, Amphibia, Anura, Ranidae. The record is from the annotation of a GenBank genome assembly.